Messenger RNA from Gigantopelta aegis, 312 nucleotides. RefSeq lists its product as uncharacterized. The record is from RefSeq and is a predicted model, not a curated record. The transcript has 2 exons. The coding region runs from base 1 to 312 and encodes 103 amino acids. NCBI's taxonomy places the organism in Eukaryota, Metazoa, Mollusca, Gastropoda, Neomphalida, Peltospiridae.
AUGCCAUCGAGACUGGUCCUAUACCCGCACCCGCACUCGCACUCGCACUCGGACCCGUACCCGUACCCGUACUCGCACUCGGACUCGCACCCGCACUCGGACCCGCACUCGCACCCGCACUCGGACCCGCACCCGCACCCGCACCCGCACUCGGACCCGCACUCGCACCCGCACUCGGACCCGCACCCGCACCCGCACUCGCACUCGGACCCGCACCCGCACUCGGACCCGCACUCGCACUCAGCUGAAAGUGACAAUCUGUUAUUUAUUUUUCAAGUUUCUCAGCUGUUGUCAGAUAUUGUUGUUCUGUAA